Molecule: messenger RNA, 11561 nt
Organism: Dalotia coriaria
Lineage: Eukaryota; Metazoa; Arthropoda; Insecta; Coleoptera; Staphylinidae
Product: teneurin-a-like
Biological process (GO): motor neuron axon guidance
Source: RefSeq, a predicted model, not a curated record
CCGCAUGCGCACACCGCCCCAUCGCCGGUCUUAUCGAGUGCGGCGGGAGACAAGAGUGCGCCGUUCGUGCCGAACACCCCCACUUGGUAGUGAGCGUCCGUGCGUUCCGCGUCGCGUCCGCAUCGCACGAUCCACACACUCUCUCUCGCCGAUUGUGCGUGAGCGCACGCGACCCAACAAGUAUCCCGAGCCUCCUCUCUCAUAAUGUGUACGCACACUUUGUCGAAACCAUUCGACGGCUAAGUUUUUAUCGAACUCUCGUGCGCGGUCCGGAAACGCGACAGUAAAAGUGAUGUGUGUCGGAAAUGUCGCGUUCGUAUUCACGAGCCGGCGCCACCGCCGCUAGCGCUCGCGAUCGCGAUCAUUACUCCGCGCAUUAAUAAUUCCCAGCGUCGAGCAACAGUUCACCGCGUCGAUAAACAACAAUGUGAAAAGAUAAAGAAACGUAGACGAAAACUGUAAACAUUGAAACACGUUUUGGUUUGAUUUUUAUUUUUAUAUACGGUUAGAUUGAUGAAACUGUUACAACCUGAACUGAACUGAACUGAGAACAAAAAGUGCUGUGAAAAGGAUAAUAACAAACGUGCAAGGAUAAAGGAUUCUUUUUUUUGCGCUGGGGGUUUAAAAAGCAAGUGAGGCGAUAUUCGUUGUGCGGUUUUCUUGCUUGCGGUUUACGGUUCGCCGUUUGGGUUUCGGCUGAUUUUUUCGGUGGAGACGCCUCGAAUCCUGGAAACCUAGAGGAUAAAAGAUGGAUGGUUACGGGCCCAGGCCGCCGCCGUUACCGCGGCGAGUGCGGAAUAUUUAUGCGGAGCCAUUUUCGCAUGAACCUAGGUUAGCACCUUCCGGUCUACAACAAAACACACUGCCAUCGUCGGCACAGCAGCGGCAGCAGGAAGCGAACCAAGCGAUGGUUGCCGGCGGUACACUGCAAGGCGUUGGAGGCCAUCAGCAGUCGCCGUUGGUUAUGCCCGUCUUUCCAUUGCGGCCCGCGGCGCAGGCGGCGCACACCCCUCAUUACUCUCCGUACUCCCCGUCCAGGUUCCACAUCGAUAAGCGCUGCCAGCAUCGCUGCACGUGGAAAUGUCUCAGCAUUGCUCUCAUCCUGCUUGCUGUCGCCCUCACUGCCAUGCUUGCGUAUUUUGCAGCUGUCAGUUCGAUGAAACCGAAUAUGGAUUCCACGAACUGCAUCCUCGUGCAGGACGUCAAGGAUGUGACGCAGGACCAAAUGACGCAAGGCUCCGUUUCGACACAAUUACCCACCGAAGAAUCAUUACCGACGAGUACAGCGGAGCAUUCCAGCGUGACAACGCAUGGUUCAUUGCAACAGCCGCAACAACAGAGUCAGUCCCAACCACAAUGGCCGCCGUUGUUGGAGGUGCGCGAAUUGAACACCCUGCAUGCUGCAACCAUACCACCCUAUCAGUUCUGGAACUCUGAGUUCCGCAACAAGCAGCCGGCGUUCAUCCGCUUCAAUUUCACGCUGCCGUGGGGCGCCAACUUUGCCGUCUAUGGUCGACGCAAUGUGGCGCCCAGCGUCACGCAGUACGAUUUCGUCGAGUUCGUGAAGGGCGGACGCGUCGAUCAUCGUUUGCGAAAGCGCUCGGCCGUCAACGACGACACCUCAGACCCUGACGACGAUGACGACGACGACAGUCUCACUCUGACCUCCUCUGCGUUACGCCAUAAGCAAAUACGAUUUCCCUACAACAACAAAAAUCUCCAUCGAUCCGAUGUGCUUGAAAGCAUUUCAAGUAACUAUGAAGGUACCAAGAAGAUUCUGGCUGAUUCAGAUGGACCUCGUGGGCCAUUUUUCUCGCACGUGAAUAUUGACUUCUCCAUGUUGGGAUUGGGUCAGGGGGAGGUUGGUGAUGGGACGGAUAUGCCUCAUCCCACAGUGGAUUUGGGUGUCGAACUGGAUGCGCAUGUUAUUUCGAAGAGGGACGCCGAGUUGGAAACUAUGUUGGUCAACGUCAGCCUGCUGCAGUAUUUGGACACGGGUCGCUGGUUCCUGUCGGUGUACAACGACGAGCUGCAACCGCAUGCGGUCGCGUUGGUCAUCUCGGAGGCGGAGGGCGUCAGUACGACUUGUCCGAAUGACUGCUCUGGGAGGGGUUCCUGCUACCUGGGCAAAUGCGAUUGCAUCGAUGGCUUUCAAGGCAUUGACUGCUCCAAAAGUAUCUGUCCAGUGCUAUGCUCGGGUCACGGUCAAUACGGCGGCGGGCUGUGCCACUGCGAGGAAGGCUGGAAAGGCCCCGAGUGCGAUGUGCCCGAGAGCGAGUGCCGCGUGGCGGACUGCGGCGGUCGGGGGCAGUGCGUGCGCGGCUCCUGCCGUUGCAAACCCGGCUGGAAGGGCGACGCGUGCGAGGAGCGCGACUGCGAGGACCCGACGUGCUCCGACCGCGGUGCGUGCGUGCAGGGCCAGUGCUACUGCAAGGCCGGCUGGCAGGGCGAUCGAUGUCAUCUCAUCGACGAGCAGGUGCACAAGUGCCUGCCGAGCUGCGCCAACCACGGCGAGUACGAUCUCGAGGCAGGCAAGUGCGUUUGCCAUCGUCACUGGACCGGCGCGGAUUGCUCACAACCUUUGUGCAACUUGGAUUGCGGUCCACAUGGCAGAUGCGAUUCGGGGAAGUGUCGCUGUGAUCCUGGCUGGACUGGUCCACGAUGCGAGCAAUUACCAUGCGAUGCGCGAUGUCAAGAACACGGACAAUGCAGAAAUGGCACCUGUGUUUGCUCACAGGGCUGGAAUGGACGACAUUGUACUCUACCCGGAUGCGAGAAUGGUUGCUCUGGUCAUGGACAGUGUACCACCGAGGAUGGCUCUUACCUCUGCGUCUGUAUUCUGGGCUGGGCAGGUUCAGAUUGCAGUAUACCUUUGGAACAAAGUUGUAAUGAUGAUAUUGAUAAUGAUCACGAUGGUAUGACAGAUUGUUCAGAUAGCGAGUGUUGCUCCCAUGCGAGCUGCGCCGAUCACAUAAUGUGUUUGGCAAGCAAUGAUCCCGUGGAAGUUUUGCUGCGUAAACAACCUCCGUCGGUGACGGCGUCGUUUUAUCAGCGCGUCAAGUUCCUCAUCGAAGAAAAUUCGGUGCAGUCGUACGCACACAUGGACGAGUACACCGAGAGCGAGUUCUGGAAUUCCUUUACACCGCGCCGAGUUGCCGUUAUGCGAGGACAGGUGGUGACGCCGCAAGGAUUAGGCAUCGUUGGUAUCCGCGUCUCUGUUGAUCGAGAAUCACGUUUUGGAUUCACAUUGACUCGCCAUGGAGGAUGGUUCGAUGUGCUGGUGAAUGGUGGAGGCGCCGUGACCCUACAGUUUCAACUCCCCUUCAAGCCACUCACCCGCACCGUGUUCGUGCCGUGGAAUCAAAUCGUCGUCUUGCCACCCGUGCACAUGCAGCUCAGCGACGAUAGCGACUCUUCUAGCCAUCAUCCGAGUUUCCUCAGCCGUAAUCCGGCAAUCAACUUUCCGGGCGUGUCGCGUUCUCUCUUCGGCUCCAACAGCGUACUUCCUGCUAGCUGUGAUGAUCACGAUCCAGAGGAGCUCAAGCCGGUGAUCACCGGCACGUGGAUGCCCGAAGCUGUUGGCGGCAUGGCCGGCCAGAGUCUCAUCUUUGCCGAAACGCAAAUUGUGCAGGAAUCGAUACCCAUCCCCGGCUCGGAUUUGCAUCUCAUGUAUCAGAGCUCGCAGGCCAUCGGCUAUCUUAGCACCAUUCACAUGCGACUCACUGGUUCCACCAUCCCCAAGACCCUCACACAUGUGCACGUGCGCGUCGAAGUGGAGGGCUCGCUACACGUCAAGACCUACGAGGCUGACCCCGAGCUGAAGCACACGUUCGCGUGGAACAAGCGCAAUGUGUACAAGCAGAAGGUGUAUGGUGUAGCGCAGGCCAAGGUCUCGGUCGGCUAUCAGCAUUCUUCGUGCGAGGAGCCGGUGUGGGAGACGCAGACAGCGGAUUUGAAGGGCUUCGAUGUGGAUAUCAGCGACAUUGGCGGCUGGGGCCUGGACAUUCACCAUCACUACAAUUUCCAUGAGGGCAUUCUGCAGAAGGGCGACGGCUCGACCCUUCACCUCAAACAAUACCCGCGCACCGUCAACGUCGUCAUGGGAACCGGGCUGCAGCGCACGCUGGAUUGUCCCGGACAGUGCGGCGGGCCCGCGAAGGACGCCAAGCUGCUGACGCCUGGAUCACUAGCAAGCGGCCCGGAUGGCAGCAUUUACGUAGGGGAUUUCAAUUUGGUGCGGCGUAUUACGCCCGAAGGGCAUGUUUACACCGUACUGCAAUUAAGGGCGACUCAAGUGGCUUAUCAGUAUUACCUAUCGGUCUCUCCCGCCGAUGGCCACCUAUACGUGUCGGAUCCCGAGAAGCAUCAAAUCCUCAAAGUGAUAUCAUUAGAGCCCGUGACUGAUCCGAGCAUCAAUAGCGAGCCGGUGGUCGGAAAUGGGGAGCGCUGCAUACCAGGGGACGAUAGUAAUUGCGGCGAUGAUGGCCCCGCCAAGCACGCUCGAUUAGCGCACCCCAAGGGCAUCGCGAUCGCGGCAGAUAAAACGAUGUAUAUCGCCGACGGCACCAAUAUACGCGCCGUAGAUCCACGCGGAAUUAUCCACACUUUGGUUGGCAGUCAUGGCCACCACAAUCAUUGGUCACCCAUUCCGUGUCAUGGCGCGCUGAGCGCUUCCCAGGCCCAGCUGCAAUGGCCCACCGGAUUGUCUCUCAGUCCGUUGGACGGUUCACUGCAUUUCAUUGACGAUCGUCUUGUUCUGAAACUUACGGCUGACAUGAAGAUCAAAGUCGUCGCCGGCACUCCGCUUCAUUGCCAUGCAAGGGAGGAUAAUAAUGUCACCUCUUCGAAGACACAAAGCGACGACGUGCUGGGCACCGUAUUGGCGUUGGCCUUUGCUCCCAAUGGAGACCUGUACGUGGCGGAAACGGACACGCGCCGAGUUAACUUCAUCCGCAUGGUUGAUUCGUCCGGCAAGAUAACGCAUUUUGCCGGCCGCACACAAGAAAAGUUCAAAAAUAAUUGCGACUGCAAUACGAGCAUCACCACCGCAAAUCCUCGCAAUACUCCGAGUCAGGAACUUCCCACAGCUUGCAUCUGCGGUGCUACUGAUGUGACGACGAGUAAUGCUGAAACACUUCUGUCCUCGAACGCUCGGUUCCAGGCGAUUUCCGCACUUACGGUCUCGCCAGGCGGUGUACUUCAUGUAGCAGAUCAAGGGUCACUUCACAUCCUUGCAUUGGAACACUAUCUUCCUGCUCAUGAUGAAAACGGAGAAUUCCACAUACCGUACCCGGCAGCUGGGGAGAUCUAUGUGUUUAAUCGGUACGGGCAACAUGUUGCGACCAAAGAUCUCACCUCGGCCAAAACACGCUACUUCUUCCUGUACUCGAAGAACACCAGUUUUGGAAAGCUCUCCACCGUCACCGACAGCUCUGGAAACAAGAUUCAGUUCCUGCGCGACUACAGUAAUGUGGUUAGUUCGAUCGAAAACACGCAGGACCACAAAUCAGAGCUGAAGAUUUCGGGAGUCGGGUACUUGGUCAAAUUGUCAGAGAAGGGACGCAGCGAAAUCGAACUUGACUACGACAUGAACACAGGCCUACUCACGAGCCGUUCAGGGGGAGGCGAAACGUUCAUAUAUCAAUAUGAUUGGUUGGGCCGUGCGACCGGCGUGACGCUGCCGAGCGGCGAAACUUUGAGGCUGAAUUCGGAACUUUCGCCGACGCAAGGAUUGGUAGUUUCAGCCAGUUCUCCGCCAACAAACUUGAAGAUCACUGGCAAAUCCAACAAGAACGCCAUCAUUGAAGACGGAUUGGAAAUUGCCGAAGUGAAAACAUUAAAGAACUCCACUGUCGGCGUAAAUGCUGCGUGCGGCGCCAGCAUGUUGGUCGCCGCCGUCGAGCGCCAUCCGCUUUUGGAGGCUGCGCUGCCCGUCGAGGCCGAAAUGCUUCCGGUUUGGUCGGAGCAAGUGUCCACGUUCGGGGACGGGCUAGAAAAUUACAUGUCCACAAAAUUCAGCCUCGUCGGCGACGUGCGCAACCCGCAGCAGACUUUGAAUCGCGAGCUAUUCGUGAACAACUCGAAAGUGCUGGCUAUCGAGUUUGAUCAGUUCACGAGCCGCGAGACGUUUUACGACCGCGACCGUCAGCAGUUGUUAUCGAUCACGUACGACGCAGCCGGACUGCCGCUCAGUUAUGUACCAAAUGGCUCCGUACCACUGAACAUUUCGUACGAUGGAUUCAAUCGUAUUGAGGGUUGGAAGUGGGGCGCUUCUGAGUUGAAAUACAGUUACGACAGACAUGGCCUUCUUUCUGAGAUUACCAGUUCGUUAGAUGGAACAAAAAUAUUUACAUAUAAUGAACUCAAUAUGAUUACCAAGAUUACUCUGGCUAGUCAGAAGAGCUUUGCGUUGUCCUAUGAUGAUGCAGGUGGACUGCGACAUGUAACGUUGCCGAGUGGAACAAAGCAUUCGUUCAGCCUGCAACCAUCGCUGGGUUUUGUGCGGGUAACGUACACUGCGCCGGGAAGCACCCGGGCGUACUUGCAACAUUACUCGCAUUCAGGAUUGUUGCUGCAGACAGUGUUUCCGGGCGAAGGAGCGCGCGUUGUUUACAGAUAUACGGCCAACAAUCGGGUACAGGAAGUAGUGCACGGCGAUGGGAAAUCAUUGUAUCAUUACUCGCCGACGACCGGGUUGCCGUCGCAAGUGCUGCACACUGAGCCGGACCUGGAAUACCGUUGGGAUUAUCAGUACACCGGCGGGCUGCUGAUGGAGGAACGAGUCGAUUACGGUGCCAAGACAGGAUUGAGUAACGCCAAAUUCACUUACGACUACGACAGCAACUACCGUUUGGCGGUGGUUCAGGGACGCAUUGGCGGGCAAAACCUGCCACCGUACAAUCUCGCCUACAGCGCUAAAACCGGCGCUCUGGAGACGAUCGGGCCGUUUAAAAUUAAUAAACCUAAGUGGAACGACACCCAAGUUUACGAUGGCACUGCGCUUUUUUCGAGAAACGUCGAUGGGCAAUUUUUGGAAACACAGGUUGCUCUCACAAUUCACGGUAUGGAGGUUUUCCGAAUGGAGUUUAGUCAUGACAUGCAUGGGCGGAUCUCACAGACACGGACGUACACUCGUAAUGUGGGCGUUAAUCCUUACACGAAUGUGAAGAAUUAUACGUGGGAUUGCGACGGGCAAUUGCUGGGCGUCGAAGCGCAGGAACCAUGGGGCUUCCGGUACGAUGAUAAUGGCAACAUGCUGUCGCUGACGUAUCGGGGCAACACGAUUCCGAUGGAGUACAACGCGAUGGACCGUAUAAUCAAAUUCGGCGAGGGGCAAUACAAAUACGAUACUCGUGGGCUUGUAGUUCAAAACGCCCGCGAGGAGAAAUUCCACUACAACGCCAAGGGUCUAUUGGUGCGCGCGACUAAGCGGGGACGAUUUGAUGUCAAAUAUUUCUACGAUCACGCUGAUCGACUCUCCACCCGCAAGGAUAACUUUGGCAACGUGACGCAGUUCUUCUAUAACAAUCAGCAACGACCGAGGGAAGUCAGCCAGAUCUAUUCACCCCGCGACGGCAAAUUAAUGUCGCUCGUGUACGACGACCGGGGGCAUCUGGUUUACGCGCAAGUUUACAGGCACAAAUAUUAUGUGGCAACGGAUCAGUGCGGCACUCCGAUCAUGAUCUUCAAUCAAUAUGGUGAAGGCAUCAGGGAGAUUAUGAGAUCACCAUACGGUCACAUCGUGUACGACUCCAAUCCGUAUCUCUAUUUGCCGGUGGACUUUUGCGGCGGUUUGCUGGACCAGGUCACCUCCUUGGUGCACAUGCCGAACGGAAAAGUAUACGAUCCAUUAAUCGGUCAAUGGAUGUCGCCUCUUUGGGAAAGCGUCCUCGAGAGAGUGGCCACGCCGACGCAUCUACAUUUAUACCGAUUCAACGGUAAUGAUCCGAUAAAUGUCGGCCUCGACAAUUCGCGACCAAAAGACUAUCUGGAUUGGUUGAGCAAGAUGGGCUACGAUUUAAAGAGUCUUUCACCGCAACUUUACCCAGAUGAGUUGCCAGGUGGACCAAUGCCUCCACAACUCAGCAGGCCCCAUUCCACCUUCUGGGAUCCAAUUGAUGACAAACUCAGUAGUCAGUUGACGUUGCAAGCUACAUCGACGGGUAUUCAGUCAGGUUUCUUCGCUCAUAUUCACUCUAGAAGAAUGACGGAAGCCGGAAGUCUUUCAACGCCAAGCAAAUCCGCGCUCAAGACGGACGUGAUGGAUUUGGUACCUAAGAAGAUCGGCUCUGCUUCAGAUCCACCUUUCGGAAAAGGUAUUUUGGUCUCCCGGAAUGUUCAAGGACGAGCUGUUGUGUCCAGUGUACCAGCCGCAAAUGCUAUCUAUCGCGAUGUAUAUACUUCGGUCUUCAAUCGCUCAUAUCUUCUACCGUUCACGUUUGUUGUCCACAACGCCCAACAAGAUGCCUUCCACUUUGUGAAAGAAGAAACAUGGAAAGCUAACGACGACAAAGGUCAACUUAAGAGAUUGCAGGGACAGGUCAACACCACGUUCCAUGAGAUUGCCAGAGAGAAUGGCAGCGGCAACAAUUACUUUGACGUUAAGAUUCACGGUCUCAACGCGGUAAUCAACUUACGGUAUGGCACAACUCUGGAGAAGGAGAAGCAACGAUUGUUGCAUCAUGCCAAACUAUCCGCCAUCCGCAAAUCAUGGCACAAGGAAAAAGAAGCACUGAAGAACGGCUUUUUAGGCACCGUCGAAUGGAGCACUUCCGAGGUGGACGAGAUCAUGAAACUGGGCUAUGCUUCUGCGUAUGAAGGUGAGUACAUCCACGAUGUGCAACUGUAUCCAGAAUUAGCAGAAGAUCCAUACAACGUGCGCUUCCGAAAGAAGCAGAACGAUUCGUCCAAGAAGAAACGAAAGAAACGCGAUUCCAGCACCUCCAAAUGUUUGGACAUCGAUUGGUGGUGGCUAACGUGGAACUUUGAUUCCUGCUAGUGAUCACAGCCUCCGAGUCAAGCAACCAUCGUGAUGAAACACUAAUUAAAUAAGUACCAAACAAAACAACUAGUUCUAAGUACUUUCAAAAAAGGAUUACUACUGAUAGAGUACGUCUAAUGUCAAAAAAAUGCAGAUAAAGAUAACAUUUUAUACCGCUAUUGAUAAGAAAUAAGUUACACUGAUAAAAAAAAAGCUACUAAUCUUAAGGGAGAUAACUUUAACGCAAAAUGAAAGAAACUAUGACAUAAUGAUACCAAUACCAAAGUCUAUUUGUGUAAUGUAUUUCAAAGAUGCCAAAAAUAUUAUUUAUUUACAAUGUGUUACCUAUAUGUAUGUGAUUAGCAUUGGAGGUAUAAUCAAAUCGGGUCAACCAAUAUUAUAUGUUGAAACAAUGAGCACAUUACAAUUACCAAAAUGGAGAAAAUUAAGAGACUUUUUAUACAUGUAUAAGCAUUCAAUGGCUUCAGCGAAAUAAGUCAUUACUCGACUGAAAAUUUCAUAAAGUACGAUGAACAUAUAAAGAAAAUUAAAUACUACUGUAAUCCUAGCCCGAUCUCGAUUUCAUCCUUGCGAAAUUUUGUACAUAGUAUUUGCAUAAAUGAUUUAUUUAUUGAUUAAGGGACGGUGUGUGAAUCUCUAAUCUAUGGUGCGAAUGUAUAGCGAUUGUAAUCAAUUCUUGAGCGCAGCGCAAGCCUCCCUUCGGCGUGCAUUGCGAGUUCUUAAGAUGUUGUGAACGGAAUCAGCUCUGAGCAUGCCAUUUCUUGUGUAAUAUUAGUGCCAUAUUUAAAAUCGCAUCAAAUGAACGUGUAAAUAUAGUCCAAGUUAUUAUUAUAAAUAAUUUACCUAAAAGUAUCUAAUUCAUUUUGAGAUUAAAACGAAACGAAUUUAUUCUAGAUAGGCGAAACAAACGAACAAGAAUUAACAUUUAACAAAACCAAGGCUAUUGAACUAAAAGAUAACUUAUGACGACACAUUCGAAUGAUACUGUGUGCGUUAUCUAAUGCGAAAAACCAACUAUUGAUAAAUAAUUGAAAGAAAAUCAUUGACAAAGAUAUGUAUGUUGUGUUGCUUUACUUAAUAUUAUAUCAUUGUGACUGAUUGAUCUAUGUUUAUAAAGAAAAUUGCAUUAAGUAUUCAAUGAGAAUCUGGGCAAGAACGAUUUGUAUAAAGAUAAAAACAUAGGUGGAUAACGAUUACAGAAACUAUAUUGUACGAAUAAUUAUCCAAUGUGUACCUUGCCAUACAUUAUUCAUCAAAAGAUACAUUUACUAAGCCAAGCCACCGAAAAUUAUGUUCCCGAACGUCUAGAAUUUAAGAAGAGAUGAGAACACUAAUGAAACCCAAUAUCAAACCAAUAAUACUACCAAAGAAACGAUAGAAAGAUAAAGUAAAGAAAUCGAGAAAUAUGAACAAAAGACGAAAACCUAGAUAUUAAGUAAAGUAAAUAAGAAAUAAUGAUGAAUAUAUUAUAUUUUUAUCCGCCUGCCAUUAUAUAAUUAAAUAUCGUAGUAUAUUUUGUGUGCUGAUUGUUAUCUCUGGAUUAUAAACACGUGGAACUACAAAAUAAGAUGCGCGACGCCGACGAAUGCGGAUUUAAACAGAAUACCAUUCAUUGUUAUGUCAAAAUGUGCUAAGUGCGACUGAAGCAAACGAAAUAACAUAUGUAUUAACUAAUUUAAUGUCGAUAUAUGUUCAAUAACUAUGUCCAUAGACCAUGUAACCAAACUCGCUGGUAACUGUUCAUUUAUAAAUUCACUAAUUGUUUAUCAAAACGAAGCUAGAACCAUACUAGAAGCAUACGCAAAAUUGCGGAUUGAUGCGUCUUGCAACUCUCCGCAAUUGUAUGUUGAUUAUAUUGUUUGAUGGAACGAAUAUGUGUCAUGAUUAAUUCAUCAUUAGUCGAUCAUUAUUGUAACCACUGUAAGAGAGGAAAGCGGACUUCGUCGGAUAUCCAUUUAAACGGCAAACGCAGUGCAUAACAAUUUGCAGCAAACUAGAUUUCAUAACGUUUAUUAAAAAACAUAAACUUACAAAAAUAUUUUACAUAUUUACCAAAACACGCAGCAUACAUACGAUAAAUGUGGUCUCAUGCUUCUUGUUUUUACUUUGACGAGAAAAUGAUUUCGAACGGAAGGCGUUCGUGUGACAAACGCACGCAGGAUUUUUGUAGCUUUAAAUAUUUUGUUCGUUGUGAUGCCGAAUGUUCUCUUUGUAUAUUAUAUGAAAAUCAGAAUGUAGCAAGACGGAUGCUGAAAUGAAUGCUGGAAGGUAUUGCAUGCUUUCCAUAUAGUGAAGGAAGAAAAGGUUUAUAAGACUUAAUGGGAUGUCAUCAUGUUGAGUAUGACGAACAGAAUUGUAAUGAUGUUGAGCUGGGGAAUUGCAGGCGUUGAAAUGCGCGAAGGAUAUCGAUUUUCAUUAUUUGUCAAUAAUAUGUAUAAAAUGAAAAAGAAAUUGACGCAAAAAAACAACAAAACUUUAAAAUUUCAAACAAUGGAAACACAAGUCAUUUAACGAGUAUUAUAAAUGUUUUUAAAAUAAAGAAAUUGUUUUAUAAAAAAAA